AUGCCUCUGAACAAUCUCGAGGGCGUCACCAUCCCGCAAGCAGGCCCAAGUCAACAUAGCGGGACCAACGGCAACGGCAGCUCCAGCAGCGCGAGCAGUAGCACCGUUCAUGCCAGCAUCGGUCACGACAACAGCUUCGACAGCAGCGACAACGGAAAGCGCAACCGGUACCAGUACAGCUGUCUUCAAUGCCAGCGCCGCAAACAGCGAUGCAGUCGAACCUAUCCCUGCGAGAAAUGCAUGCAGCGUGGCAUCGCCCAUCUCUGCUCUCCACCGUCCAACUUGCAUCGCCCUUCUAGGCGUAUUCGAAUGCGUCAGAAGCUAGCAGCUGCCGCAGAAGGUGAUCAGCCCGUUUCGAAGAAAGCGCGUCACGAGAGCCUCGACGAUAUGGACGACAUGGACACGUACGAGCUCGAUGACGAGCACAACAUCGGCUCUUCGCAUCCGCAGGACGGCGCUGGAUCUGGUAACUUCCUGCAACAGGAUCAGUCCUUCCAUGGCCCAGGCUCGGCCGAUGCUUCUACUAGCAUGCUGGCUCCGCAUACCAAAACCUACGGCCAGCCAGGCACUGCGCCCUAUUCCGAUCACGAUGCUCGAAACCGGCAUUACGACUAUAUGCAACACCAGCCUCAGCAAGAGCCAUCGCAACGCCAUCAAGAUCCUGUUCCGUACCAACAUCGGCGCUAUGCGCCAUAUCAAGUCAGCUCCGAGAUUGUUCCGUUUGCAAGUACACCCGCAUUUCAGCGCAGCACAACGACAGGGCGUGCCUCUCUUUCAUCUCCCACACAGAUGCUUCCGCCCUCUUUCAGCCCGUCAGACCUCCAUACAUCAUCUAUACAGGAGCCAGCUCGGCUACGACGAUCGAGCACGACGCGUAACACGCAAACACGCAGCUCAGACGCGGCCAACACCGGCGCCGACGCGCUCGCUCAACUUGCAACCGUCGCUCAGUGGCCGGCACUGCAGCACAAUCAUCGGCAGGCAGACCCGUCAAAUGAUCCGAAUGUCAAGGCCUCGACGAGCUUCAAUACGGGCACAUCCUCGAACGCGAGUCCGCAACGAUCGGUCAUCGGCGGCAUGCAGAAUGCCCCGUCGUCUUCACGCAGUCAAGGGCUCGACUCGGAUCAACGCAGCAUGGUCGAUGCAGACGACGCUUUCAUCGGCAAACCCGCGCUCAACGGUCUUGGUUGGAACCCGUUCCGCCGCCACGAUAGUGCAGGCACCGAUGUUGACCUGCUGUCCUGGACUGGUCAGCUGGGCCGAGGAUUUGGCCUCGUCAUCCCCAAGUACGAGCUUCGAUCUGUGCAGCAGUCACUGCCGAGCAAGUCCCAAGCACAGCGUCUCUUGCAGAUCUACCUCGACGACUUCAACUGGUCGCGCUUCCCGACUAGCGCCGCCGAGCUCGUCAAGGCAAUCGAUGUCUGCAUCGAUCGAUCCUCGGUCUCGGAUGACGUACAGAUGCUGCCGCUGAUGGCGUUCUGUCUGUCCAUCUUCGGUCUUGCAACCCUGGAUCUAGCUGUGCGACCGUACCCGACUCGAUCGUCUCGAACCUACUUCUUCGCCGCACGCAAGGCUCUGUCCUUGUCAGAGAGCCUGGGUCUACACACGCUCGACUCGCUCUCGGCGUCGCUGAAUCUCUGUCGAUACCUCGAUCUCUGUCGUGUGCCUCGGUCAACUUGGCUGCAGGUGGCCUCCUGCAUGCGAGGCGCUAUUGAUCUAGGCCUGCACCUCGACGGAGCUCACCUUGGACAAAACUGCUCAAACACCUUGCAAAGACGCGUUCUCUGGUCGCACAUCGUCCAUCAAGACCGCGAAUGGAGUGUCCUCUUCGGCCGCCCCAUGACUGAGAUCCCCUUCUCUACCACUCCUGUCCCGACACUAGAAGACUACCUCAACGUCGGUCUCGAGCUCACUUGUGCGCAGUACCUCGUCGUCCGUGACUCGUUCCGCAUCCACAUCGAGCGCAUCUCGCGCCUCUUUCAAGAAAUCGCUGCGAGCUCCAACUCGUCCCCUUCAGCGCGGAUCUACGAGCGUGCGCUCGAGAUCGACGCUGACAUCGUCGCCUUCACCGAAUCCCUUCCGCCAUGCCUCUCCACCGCGCAACUGCUCUCUGGUGGUGCCAUGCGUCAUCAAGACUUUUCGACAAUCUUCUAUCACCACCUGUGCACCAACCAGAUCCUCUUCUUCCGCUCGCUCCUCCACCGGCCGUUCUGGAUGGAGUCGUCAGACCUCAUCUCCGCCGAAGACUUCAAACGGUCGCGUCAGAUCUGUGUCGAUCUCGCACUGUCCGAUCUUCGCGGACGCCGAUUGUUGUCGCGCAGAAUACCCGUGACGAUGCUGUGCCACCUCUAUGGAUCCGCCUACUCGCUGCUGAGCAUGAACACCAUCAUCGCGUCCGAUAUGCUAUUCGCACUUGAUCUCGACGAGCGUCUCCAAGCCGAGGAGGUGCAAGAAAAGCUCGGCUACAUCCAGGAGUACGUCGCUGCGGUGCGAUCAAACAUUCAGGAAUCGCGUGGCGACCAUCUUGCUGUUAAGGAGCUGUACGUCAUGCGAUCGUUGCUCAAGAGGAUUCAGGAUAAGGUGGCUACGCUAAACCCGCAGAGCGUGGGAUUCCAGGUAUUGGGUGUCAGGUACCCGGGAAGCUGUGCGGAUCGCCUGGCGAUGACGCUCACCGAGCUGCAGAGCGCUGCGAAUUUGUUGUUGAAUAUGGCGAGGGCGGGUGUGCGGGUGGAUGACGCGACGAGGAUCCCCCAUUCGGGUGAAGAUAGGCUGUCGACGAGCAGCAGGUCGGGGACGAGUUCGGCGCCGUCGUCUGCGUCUGCUCGCGGUGGGGCAGGCGCCGGGGGUCAAGCGCAAGCAGGCACGUACGUGGGUGAAGGUGCGGAGUUUGGCCUCAACCAGGAGGGCGGGGCAGGUAUGGACACAGUCGGGAUGCUCAAUGCAGGCAAUGGCAACGCAGUCACACCGUCGGCUGACUCGCUCGACCUAUUCCUGUCCAACGCCGACGAGUGGCUGUCAUCGCUGCUCAACCCUGGAGCUGCUGCCUUCUCCGCUCCAGCGCAGCCGCUCGACUUUGGCUUCUCGCUAUUUUGA
Kalmanozyma brasiliensis GHG001 is the source of this 3093-nucleotide messenger RNA. RefSeq names its product Zn(2)-C6 fungal-type DNA-binding domain protein. Gene Ontology annotation, cellular component: nucleus. Gene Ontology annotation, biological process: DNA-templated transcription; regulation of transcription by RNA polymerase II. The record is from RefSeq and is a predicted model, not a curated record. The transcript has a single exon. NCBI's taxonomy places the organism in Eukaryota, Fungi, Basidiomycota, Ustilaginomycetes, Ustilaginales. Gene Ontology annotation, molecular function: RNA polymerase II cis-regulatory region sequence-specific DNA binding; DNA-binding transcription activator activity, RNA polymerase II-specific; zinc ion binding. Bases 1 to 3093 code for a protein of 1030 amino acids.